Molecule: messenger RNA, 1224 nt
Organism: Diachasma alloeum
Lineage: Eukaryota; Metazoa; Arthropoda; Insecta; Hymenoptera; Braconidae
Exons: 2
Coding region: 1-1224 (407 amino acids)
Source: RefSeq, a predicted model, not a curated record
AUGAUUGUUGUGAAUCUAUCGAAUCAAAGUCGAGGUGUUUACACUAGUUGUCGUAACAGUUUGCAACAUGAUGAUAAUGCAGGUGAACAGAAUCCACAAUGUUCGAGGUUCGCAACCACAUUCGAAUCCUUCUUCCCACUCGUUGAUAACGAGUACUGGAUAAAAGCGAGAAGAGAGCCCACAUUCCAAGAAAAUAUCUCCCUUUCAAUGUAUCGUUACUACAUGGCUCAACACUUAUACGCCCGACUAGUGCAGAUCCAAGCUGCGAAGGGUUCGGCUACUAACGACGAGCAGAAAUUCGCUAAUCAUGUCCAAUCAAUAGCACCUUCGGUUCCUUAUGGUGUCUUCACUUACUUGAACGCCAUAGGUGACAUAGAAGUAAUGGAAACUAAAAACAAUGAAUCUCACCUUCAGCACUUCUUCGAAUACUCUUUCAUCGCAUGGCCAAAUGAAAGUGGUCAUUUUGGAUCUGUGGAUGGCGAUACACAUUGGAUGUACAUGUCCUUUCCAGCUCCAAUAAUCGUCGCCACUGCAGUUCAGGCGGAUCUAGCUAUAGAAAAUCACAAAUCACUGUGGAAGUUAAGCUCCGAUUACAUCCCCGAUUAUGACCGUUAUGCAGUUUUUCCAACUCCUAAUUUGUUAGGCUGGAAACCAGCUACUGCUGUCACGACCGCCCAACGUCAAAAGCUUCACUUGUGUGGCAUAACUAGAGACGGCUAUGAUAUUGUCAAUACGCAGUUCCAGUUCAAUCCAAAACUUAUGACUAUUGUUCAUUCGUAUUUCAAAGCUUGCCCUCAAGCUAGUGUCAAUAUUAAGACAUGGUACACGAAUAAGAGACAAAAUAUUGGAACGAUGGAGCAAUUGGCCUGGUUGGAACGAGAAGUUGAUCCUAAUCCGUCAGUCAGCAAAACUUUUGCUUUCAUAGAGAAAGAUGUACUGGCAAUGUUGCAUCCACUCCAGACGAACACUAAAUAUUUGAGCAAACUUUCGCUUAUUAUGGGAUUCCGAGUUAAGAAGUAUGCGGUGCCGGGCGAUUGGGCUGUUUUUGACUGGGGUACUAAUGGGAGUAUCCCUCAAAGUUGGACGCAAACGAGGAAUGCAGUGUUUGAGUUUGGAGAUAUCGGUGAGAUUAGUGGAACUGCAAUUCCGUUCUCUUAUGCGAGGGAUGGAAUAAGAACGGAGUUUCUUGAGAGAUGUUACGAGGGACAACCCAUGUAUCAAUGA